AUGUUUAGUCUAACAAUAAACUCUAAUUUAGAUUUGGAAACAAAUGAUGAUGUGUUUGAAAAUCAUCAAUUUGAAGAAGUUGAUGAAGAUGAUGAACCCGAUGCCAGUCGAAAAAUCAAAAUAAAUACUCCUACUAAUACCUUCGGGCUUUUGGAUGGUAUUAAAUCAAAUCUUUAUAAGGCACUUGAAAAUUAUUUUGAGGUAAUUGAAAAGGAAGCACUUAUUGCAGCACUUUUGGAUCCACGUAAAAAAAAAACAGCAUUUGCAAACAAUGAACAAAAGGAAUGUGAGCCAAAACCAAAAAAAAGAAAAACUUCAACACGAGUUUAUAAAAGAAGCUUGUUCUUAGAUGAUGAAUCUCAUGAUCUUCAGACUGAAGAUAAUGAAGUUGAAUGA
Rhizophagus irregularis DAOM 181602=DAOM 197198 is the source of this 396-nucleotide messenger RNA. Lineage: Eukaryota; Fungi; Glomeromycota; Glomeromycetes; Glomerales; Glomeraceae. The record is from RefSeq and is a predicted model, not a curated record.